CUAUAAAUGACUCAGACUCAUCGUAUGCUAACAGAUAUAGGACCAUCUCUGUCUUCCUUCCCUAUAAAAGCCAUCUCUCUUCCUCCGUCCACCCCCAUUAGUCCAACAACUAUCGACUGGAACGUAGCGAUGGACGACAUGAAUGCCGAGUACGACUUCUACUGGGAAACUAAGCGCUUCGUGGACUUCGAAGAGCUGGAGAGCUGGGGACUUGAGGAGGCCGUGUCCGCUGGCUACUAUGGUUCUAGUUCCCCUGAUGGUGUCUCUUCGCCGACGCCGGCCAGGGAGCCGCCGCCGGCCACGGCGCCACCGCCGGCCAAGACCAUUGCCAUGGAGAGGAAUCGCCGGAAGAAGCUAGACGAUAAACUUUACGCGCUGCGAAGCAUCGUCCCCAAAAUCACCAAGAUGAACAAGGCGUCCAUCAUAAAAGACGCGAUAGAUUACAUUGUGCAGCUUCAAGAAGAAGAAAGGCAGAUGGAAGCAGAGAUAUCGGAGCUUGAAUCAAAACUCAAACAAGAGUUAACUUCGGUUGACGACGUUGCGCAAUAUGAUAAUCUGCGCCUCGUGCAUAGAAAGAAGAAAAGAACUGCGUCUGCUCUAGUUUCACCCAACUCGCCACCGAUCCAAGUUGUGGAUGUAACUAAACAUGCUCUCCCCUUCCGCUUUUCUUUUUCAUUACACUUUUUAGUUUCUGAUCGUGAACAAAAAACAGAGACUUUCUCUAAUUCAGCAAAUGAUUUGUUUUGGUGGCAUCGCGUGCAGCUUAAAGUGACUGAAGUUGGGGAGAAAACCAUGGUUAUAAGCAUCACCUGCAACAAGAAGAGAGACACCAUGAUCAAGCUGUGCGAUCUAUUCGAGUCUUUCAACAUCAAGGUCAUCACAGCCAACAUCACCUGCGUUGCCGGCAGCCUCUUGCAUACUCUGUUCAUUCAGAGUGAUGAAAUGGGGAGUGCUCAACUGAAGGACAAGAUUGAGACUGCAAUUACAAGAAUUGAUGGCUCAUGGAGUACAACAAGUUCCUCGAGUUAUUAACAACAUGCAUGGAUUCAGCAAGGCUAUUUUGGCCAUAUAUGUGUUUGUUAAAAGUUUAAAAGGAAAAUUGAUCAUAAAAAGGAAAAUUGAUCAAUAAAACCGUCUUUUGUACAGCCUAAGCUUUCAAUUCUGGGACUAGGCCGUUGUUUAGCAAUUAUAAUAGUGUACUAUGUGAUGGAGAUCAAUACAACCUGACUUUUUGAAUUUUAAA
Molecule: messenger RNA, 1243 nt
Organism: Zingiber officinale
Lineage: Eukaryota; Viridiplantae; Streptophyta; Magnoliopsida; Zingiberales; Zingiberaceae
Product: transcription factor bHLH35-like
Exons: 4
Coding region: 7-1032 (341 amino acids)
Biological process (GO): regulation of DNA-templated transcription
Cellular component (GO): nucleus
Molecular function (GO): protein dimerization activity; DNA-binding transcription factor activity; sequence-specific DNA binding
Source: RefSeq, a predicted model, not a curated record